AUGAGGGAUAAGUCGCCUAUGAAUGUUCAGGAUUUGGUUAAAGUCGUGGAAACCACCAUCAGCACAACAGAGAAAAAGUCUCUGCAUGGCCGCCACCGCAUUGAGCUUGGACUUUUCUUGCAGCUCGCACGUCUCACAACAAACCGACCGCAGGCCAUACUUAAUCUGCGAUACCCUCAUAUUCAAGUAAGCCUCCUACGCGAUCCACGAGGUGGCCCACAUCGCAUUGUGAUUGAAUUUACUUUCGAGUUCACGAAGGACUGGCUGGGUGCCAAGGACGCGAACAACUAUAUUCUACCAGAAAUCAUCUUCAAUCCUUCGUUGGUUCUCAGUCCUCAUGUAUUUUUGUUAGACCGUCUAUUCGCCGAUCGUGCAUUUGACCGCGUUGACGGCAAAGAAGUACUUGCUUCUGCAAGUCAGCUUCCCCAGAUCCAAAUUCGCGAAGAGUGUAGUGGGCUAAAACUACAAAUCGAACCCGGAAUGGAUGAUGUCCCUGUAUUACGGACGUCGGAGAAGACCUUGAACGGGACUGGCAUCUCUCCUGCUAAACUUCUUCCUUGCUCAACCUUGGAACCAUGGGUCGAGAAGAUGGGAGAGAAUACAAGUAUACGGAAGGCGACACUUCCAUAUAGUCUAUGCUAUGGAUCCGUAACCGCUCUAGAUAGCAGUUCUAUGAAUGAUUCAAGACACAUUCUUGUCAUGCAUCAUGCCGAUAUCAGAACCUUCCUGGAACUUUACCUUGGUGAAAGAAUCUCAAAUAGAUUGCCUACGAUAAUUCACGGCCUUGAUCCGGAGGGUGAUCUUAUGCGUGCAGCCUGCCGAAUGAGUCGCACUGUGGAUCUAAAUCGUCCACAGAGGCCGACUACCGAGCAAACAUUCUCUCUAAAUCAGCUGAAAGUGGUUAGAAAAUUGAUACGCCAGCGUGAUGAGAUCGUUCGACCCUUUCAAAGCCCCGGUCAAAGCACAAAGAACACCUAG
Messenger RNA from Penicillium waksmanii, 978 nucleotides. RefSeq lists its product as uncharacterized. The coding region runs from base 1 to 978 and encodes 325 amino acids. The record is from RefSeq and is a predicted model, not a curated record. The transcript is spliced from 3 exons. NCBI's taxonomy places the organism in Eukaryota, Fungi, Ascomycota, Eurotiomycetes, Eurotiales, Aspergillaceae.